Molecule: messenger RNA, 1623 nt
Organism: Alternaria viburni
Lineage: Eukaryota; Fungi; Ascomycota; Dothideomycetes; Pleosporales; Pleosporaceae
Exons: 4
Coding region: 1-1623 (540 amino acids)
Biological process (GO): glucan catabolic process
Molecular function (GO): hydrolase activity, hydrolyzing O-glycosyl compounds
Source: RefSeq, a predicted model, not a curated record
AUGGCUAUCUUACGCACCCUCCUCGUCGCUGCCUCAGUGCUCUGCCUCACCACAGGCUACGAGCUCAAGGCGGAAUACAACGCGAGUAACUUUUUCGACGAUGGCUCCUUCCGUUUCUACAACGGCUGGGACCAGUUCACCCAAGGCAUGGCUCUCUACGUCUCCAAGGAAGAAGCAACUUCACUUGGACUUGCACGCACCGACGACGGUAAGGUACAUCUCGGAGUUGAUACAACCCAAGUACUCCCUCCGCAAGAGCCCGGUGAAGGCUAUGGCCGCAAGAGCGUCCGACUGGAAGGAGUGCAGACGUUCGACAACGGACUCUUCAUUGCCGACUUUGAGCACCUACCUAGUGGGUGUGGCAUGUGGCCUGCGUUCUGGCUUCUCCACGACACAGGUCAUCAAGAGGACUGGUACUCCGAGUUCGACAUCAUCGAGGGUGUCUCCAUGAACUCGCGGAACUCGCUCAGCCUCCAUACCGGUCACACCCCAUGCAAGAUGCGAGACAAUGGCGGAUCAGGCGAGACGCGCCCAGACCUCGAAUGCAUGGAACAUCGCGACUGCGGCGUCAAUGGUCCCGAGGGCUCCUUCGGCCAACCCUUCAACGAUAACCGAGGCGGUGUCUGGGCAUCCCAAGUCGAGGACGAUGGCAUCAAGGCAUGGUUCUUUCCUCGGGGUCACGAGCCAUCGGGUUGGGAUAGCGCCAAUCCUGACCCCAACACAUGGGGCACGCCUGUGAUGAACUUCGUUGGGGAUGGCUGCGAUAUUCGCAAUACGUUCAAGAAGAUGAAGAUCAUCAUCAACAUUACCUUUUGCGGCUCCAUGGCUGGAGGCAAUGCAUGGUCUGGCUACACACACUGCGCAGCGGAGACUCACGACGAAUCUUGCGCUCACUUCGUUGCAACCAACCCCGACAAGUUCAACGAAGUGUACUAUCUCAUCAACUCGAACGAUGCCGGUGCUGGCUACCAGGAUAACAGCCUCUUACCUUCUCUGCUCCGAACGUCCAUGACUUCAUCCAAAGAUGAGCGCCUCUCAGCGAUGACUGCAGAGCAAUCUCCCCUUCCAGCUGUCACGACUACCAUCAUCACCACUACGAAGAUCAUAACUUUGCCAGCGACGUUGACUCACGGAUCUGGCUACGUCCCGUACAGUUCUUCGGUAUCCGCCACAGCUCCAACAACUUUCGAGGUUCUCUACGGCGCAGCGCCCACGGUAUUUACCGUAACAACGGUCAUUACGUCAACGAAGGUUAUGACACUGCCUGCCACUUUAACUGGCGGUAAUAACAUGACUCCCUAUGACCCUUCAGCAUCCUCCACGACUCUCAUCACCUUCCACAACAAACGUCUCUUGUUGACGGCUUCCGAGGCGGCUCCAGCAUUGGAAGCAUCAUCGGCGACAUUCACCAAGCCCGUGGGCACACACACUGGCGGCAAAUACUACAGCGGUUAUGAUCCGUCAGCGACUCCUACAUCUGCCAAGCCUACAGGUACAAGGAUCGGAGGCAUUACCAACUACACCACCGUACAGACUCCUCGGGCGUCAUCUAAGAAGCCUAUAGGAACAACGAUGGAUGGUGUUACUAACUACACCACCGUCACUGCUUCGGUUGUGGCUUGA